Messenger RNA from Triticum dicoccoides, 1648 nucleotides. RefSeq names its product zealexin A1 synthase-like. The transcript is spliced from 2 exons. Lineage: Eukaryota; Viridiplantae; Streptophyta; Magnoliopsida; Poales; Poaceae. Bases 1 to 1500 code for a protein of 499 amino acids. Gene Ontology annotation, molecular function: oxidoreductase activity, acting on paired donors, with incorporation or reduction of molecular oxygen; iron ion binding; heme binding. The record is from RefSeq and is a predicted model, not a curated record.
AUGGAGCAAGCUACUUACUACCUCUGCCUCUUCCUGGCUCUACUCCUCCCGCUCCUGCUCCUCAAGCUGAGCCGGAAGCGUGGCGGCGCCGUGCGUCUGCCGCCCGGCCCGUGGCGGCUGCCGGUCAUCGGCAGCCUGCACCACCUCGCGAGCAGCCCGCUCGCGCACCGCGUCAUGGCCGACCUCGCGCGCCGGCUGGACGCGCCGCUCAUGUACCUCAAGCUCGGCGAGGUCUCCGUCGUCGUGGCCUCGUCCCCGGAGGCCGCGCGCGAGGUCAUGAAGACGCACGACGUCGCCCUGGCGAGCCGGCCGUGGAACCCGACCAUCAAGAUCAUGAUGUCGGACGGGCAAGGGCUCGUCUUCGGCCGCUACGGCGCCCUCUGGCGGCAGCUCCGGAAGAUAUGCAUCCUGGAGCUGCUCAGCGCGCGCCGCGUGCAGUCGUUCCGCCAGAUCCGGGAGGACGAGGUCGGCCGCCUCGUGGCCGCCAUCGCGGCGACGCCGCCUGGCCAGCCCGUGAACGUCAGCGAGCGGAUCGCCGUGCUCAUCACCGACUCGGCUGUGCGCACCAUGAUCGGGGACAGGUUUGAGAGGAGGGAGGAGUUCCUGCAGGUCCUCGAGGAGGGGGUCAAGCUCGUCACCGGGUCCAGCCUCGGCGACCUGUUCCCGUCGUCGUGGCUUGCCAACUUCAUAAGCGGCACGGCGCGGAUGGCCGAGGAGGUCCACCGGAAGAGCUUCGAGCUCAUGGAGUAUGCCAUCAAGCAACACGAGGAAAAGAGGGCCGUGGGGGAUGGAGAGGACCUGGUGGACGUGCUCUUGAGGAUACAGAAGGAAGGUGGCCUCGAGGUGCCUCUCACCAUGGGAAUCAUCAAAGCAAGUAUCCUGGACCUCUUUAGUGCCGGGAGUGAGACGUCAGCAACGACACUUCAAUGGGCCAUGUCGGAGCUCAUGAGGUACCCAAACGUGAUGCAGAAAGCGCAAGCCGAAGUACGUGGUUACCUUGGAGAAAAGCCCACGGUGACCGAGGAUGACUUGGCCGACCUAAAAUACCUCAGACUCGUUAUCAAGGAGACCUUGAGGCUGCAUCCACCGGCCCCGUUGCUUAUUCCACGGGAGGCCAUGGAGUCCUGCAAAAUCCUUGGGUAUGACGUGCAAAAGGGCACAACCGUGCUUGUGAAUGCGUGGGCGAUUGGUAGGGACCCUAAGCACUGGGACAACCCCGAGGAAUUUAAGCCAGAGAGGUUCGAGUCUGGCAUCGUCGACUUCAAAGGCACGGACUUCGAGUACAUACCGUUUGGGGCAGGGAGAAGGAUGUGUCCUGGUAUGACAUUUGCACAGGCCAGCAUGGAGAUUGUUCUCGCUGCACUUCUCUACCACUUUGACUGGGAGCUCCCGGCGGGGCUGAAGUCAAGUGAGGUCGACAUGGUGGAGGACAUGGGCAUCACCGUCCGGAGGAAGAACGACUUGUACCUACACUCCGUCGUCCAUGUAUCGCCAGUUUGAUUUAUACUUCAAUAGUAGGUCACAAAUUCUCAUAUACCAGUCCUUUGUCUCUGACGCUGUCAAAUGUCGAGACUUAUGGUGUAAUGUUAAUUGCAUCAUCAGAAAUACCAUUGCAAGUUUACUAUCAAUAUAUACAUAAAUCCCAACA